AUGGAGGAUCCAACAUUAUACAGAAGUAUAGUAGGUGCAUUGCAAUACUUGACAUUCACCAGGCCAGAUAUAGCACACGCUGUGAAUGAUGUUUGUCAGUACAUGACUCAGCCAACUAAGGCACAUUUCUUCUUGGUAAAAAGAAUUUCAAGGUAUUUGCAAGGCACACUCGAUUAUGGACUCACUUAUAUACCAUCACAAGACAUCAAUAUCUUAGCAUUCUCAGAUGCUGACUGGGCUGCAGAUAUCAACGCAAGGAGAUCUAUUACAGGAUAUGUAGUGUAUGUUGGCAAUAAUCCUAUCUCAUGGCAAUCAAAGAAGCAAGCUUCAGUUUCAAGAAGUUUAAUUAAAGCUAAGUACAAGGCUUUAGCUCAUUGCACUAUUGAUGUUUAUUGA
Molecule: messenger RNA, 396 nt
Organism: Pyrus x bretschneideri (Chinese white pear)
Lineage: Eukaryota; Viridiplantae; Streptophyta; Magnoliopsida; Rosales; Rosaceae
Exons: 1
Coding region: 1-396 (131 amino acids)
Source: RefSeq, a predicted model, not a curated record